Messenger RNA from Geodia barretti, 900 nucleotides. The record is from the annotation of a GenBank genome assembly. Lineage: Eukaryota; Metazoa; Porifera; Demospongiae; Tetractinellida; Geodiidae.
CUGCGCAACCGCCCCAUCACCGAGGAAGAGCAGGAGGAAAUCAGGUCGCGCUACCCGGAAAUAUUCGAGAAGUGCCUGGAGACCGCUGGUUCGUUCAUGCACGAGUUCGACACCCGCUCCGCAUUCAGCGUUUCGGAAGAGGAAAGGGUAGAGCAAUACGAGAAGCUGUGGAGCGAGCCGGGCUUCAAGAAGUGGCUGAGCAACUUCUACGAUGUGAUGAUGCCCGGCCCGGCCAACGAGGACUACGCCGAGUUCUUCCGCAACAAGAUCCGAGAGCGGGUCAAGGACCCCAUGGUGGCCGAGAUGCUCGCCCCCAAGGACCACAUGUUCGGCUCCAAGCGGCUGCCCUGCGAGAGCGGCUACUACGAGGUCUACAACCAGGACAACACCGCCGAUGCCCACUACGAGUUUGAUGUAAUCAUCUACGCCACCGGCUACGACGCCGUUACCGGCUCCCUCAACCGGAUGCACAUCCAGGGAAAGAAUGGCCUCACCCUCCAGGAGAAGUUUGCGGAGGGGCCACGCACCUUCAUGGGGAUCCAGAGCGUCGAUUUCCCCAACUUGUUCACCAUCAAUGCAGCCUCCGUGGGCAACUUUGUGCGCGCCGCCGAGCCGCUCGUGGAGUGGAUCAGCGAGUGUGCAGUGAGUGCGUGCGGGCCACCAGCGCGAUUCACGCGGAGCAGACACCGCCCCACCCGGCAAUCUGAGGAUGAGUGGACACAGCACAUGAUCGAAGGGGGCAAGAAUAUCCUUCGAACGCAGGCCGACAACUGGUUUGUGGGAGCGAACAUCCCGGGCAAGGCCCGUUUCCUUCUCACGGCUCCUGAUACUGCUCCGGUAAUGCGGGCCAAGCGCGCAGAGAUCGCAUCCGACGGCUACAAGGGCUUCAACCUGGAAUAG